CUCGCUUUUGGAUGUUCAAUGUUGAAGGUUCCACUUACAUUGGGAAUAAGAGUUGCGUCUCUCCGAGGAUUGAUGCGCAUAUUCAUAAGGCCACCACCUUCAGAUCAAAUAUGGUUUGGCUUCACUUCUAUGCCAGACCUUGAUUUUCAAUUGGAGCCUUUUGUUGGAGAGCACAGGAUAGCAAGUGGACGUUUAGCUUUAUUCUUAAUUAGUCGGCUUAAGGCAGCCAUUCGUGAGACACUGGUUCUUCCAAACUGCGAGAGUGUAUGCCUGCCAUGGAUGUUAGCUGAAAAGGAGAACUGGGUCCCACGUAAGUCAGCGCCUUUCAUAUGGAUUAAUCAAGAACCGCAAAGCACCGAGAAUGCUGACGCGGCCACUCCCGAAGCUGCCAGCAGCAGUGGUCCAGAUGAAGGACCCCACCAAAACAUCGAGCCAUCUUUGCAAAAAGCAAACAGUGCCCUCAAUGCACAUUCCCCAUCACUAGCUGCUCCUCCUCCUCCAGAGAAAGAACUGCGCGUCCCAUUAUUGAGUUGCGAAGAGCAAGCAGCGAGUCUUCGUCAGAACAAAGGCAUGGUGGUGGAAGAGGAGGUGGGACAGAACCAUGUUUGUGAAGAAGACGAUGGCGUGAAAACAAAGAGACUGGGAAGCACGAAAGCGAGGAUGAUAGGUUUGAGCAAGAAGAUGUCUGAGAAGUUUGAAGAGAAGAGGCGACACAUUGAAGAGAAGGGAAGAAACAUCGUCGAAAAGAUGAGAGGGCAACAACAGUGAUGAAUGGAUGAUCAUUGGCGCUAAAAACACGCAGCGAAAACCCAUGGAAUUCUGAGGUUUGUUUGGAAGUAGAGUAUAUACAUAUAUACAGUUAUACACACAUAUCUUGUUAUUAUACAUGUAAAUGCAAUAAUGGCAGGAGCUCUGCAUAUCUGAUGAUGCUCUGCCAUUAUUGAUUGCUUCAGCUAAGUGAGACUCUGAUUGG
Cuscuta campestris is the source of this 973-nucleotide messenger RNA. The record is from the annotation of a GenBank genome assembly. Lineage: Eukaryota; Viridiplantae; Streptophyta; Magnoliopsida; Solanales; Convolvulaceae.